Messenger RNA from Symbiodinium pilosum, 1182 nucleotides. The record is from the annotation of a GenBank genome assembly. NCBI's taxonomy places the organism in Eukaryota, Dinophyceae, Suessiales, Symbiodiniaceae.
GACAGCUGUGGCGAGGAGAUGGCUGUCAAAGAGUUCAGCGUUUUUUCCUUCAUUCUAGCUGCCUGGUCGCAGGUGUUUGAGAGCAUGAUGCAAGGCAGUUUCCACGAGGGGAAGACUGGGUCGGUGGUGAUCCGCGACUUUUCUGCCGCUGGGGUUGAGUGCUUCCUUCGCUUCUUGUAUUCUGGUGUGAUAGAGGCCCCGCUGGUUACUAUCAUGGAGGUGGGAGCUAUUGCGGACAAGUAUGGGGUCGACCAGCUGCAGGAGCUGUGCGUGAAGGCCGUGCGGCAUGGCCUCACCGCGGAAAAUGCCUGCGAGCUUUUCGGACAGGCACACCAACUCCACCUACAUGAGCUGCGAGAAAUCUGCAUGGAACAAAUAUUGGUCAUGCCUCAAAAGGCCCUGCAGAAGCGUCCUUCGCUGAGUCUGCAUCUGCUCGACGAGAUCUUUGGGUCGCCCCUCAUGUGCAUGGGCGACGGAAUGAUACUAGAGCUAUUGCUUGGCUGGACUGAUUCGGACGCGGAGGCCGUGCUGCUUCUGUUGAACAAGCAUGUGACACCGGGCCAUAUUCCGAAACAUUUCAUGUCAACUCUUCAGCCCAAAUUUCUGAACAUGCUUGACAGAGUGACGAAUGAUGACGCAAAAGCAGAAGUGGAGCGGCAUUUCGCUCUAGAGAACUGUUUCGCACGAAAAUCUAAAGACACGCUCGCAGCCCUGCACAAACAGGUCGAGGAGCAAUAUGGCCCUGGUGCAGGGUUCGCUGGGUAUUGCGUGAGCGUUGCUGUAAGCCACCCCUCGGUCUUGCGUCGCAACAGGCUUCAAGAUCUGGCCAGCUUGAGGCCUAUGUCCGAGCUGCUGCUGCAAGAAGGCGACUGGGUAAGCUGGACGUUGCUCCGGCAUUCUAUGCUUCCCAUCGGCUUCAGGCUCCAAGCGGAGUUCGUGCCGUCCUGCCGAGUUCAAGUACACGGUCUUCACAACUCAGGCGCACAUCUGCUUCUUGACACAGAGCGUCACGGACCGCUAAAAGCAGGGCACAUGGUUUACUGUCGUGGCUUGGAGUGGAUCCGAUGCUUCCGAAUCACGGUGCUGGCAGGACAACUUGAUCCAAGCGAAAUCUCAAUCGGCAGUUUGUUGAAGGAGGAGAGCUCUGAAACCAUCGAUGGCAAGAGGAGGAGGACACAGUAG